GAUGUUAUGAUUCAGAGGAAGGGUGAGAACCCACCCGUUUACUCUCUUAUCUUGACUUCCAUGAGCGCGAAGUUCUACCUCGGCACCCUGUGUUUGUCCAGCUCAACAUCGACUAUGCUCAUCGAUUCGGAUGAGAUACCUGCGAUGCAGUCUUUCAGGGCGUCCAUCAGCUGUGUUGCCGUCGACGGUACUAGCGAGCCAAUUACCGAGGAUGUAGCCUGUGUUGGCACCCUAAGUGAGCUUUUGGACAAGGUGCGUGGCGACAAGACUAAAAAGAAGGCCUGCUUAUGCAGAUUUGGAUUCAGAAGAAACAGUUGAUAGUGACCCACAUC
Molecule: messenger RNA, 332 nt
Organism: Helianthus annuus (common sunflower)
Lineage: Eukaryota; Viridiplantae; Streptophyta; Magnoliopsida; Asterales; Asteraceae
Exons: 4
Coding region: 7-318 (103 amino acids)
Source: RefSeq, a predicted model, not a curated record